AUGGAAACCAACUACCAGUUCACCCGCGCCUACUCUGACGGCGUUGUCGGCGGCUCUGCCGGUGCCACUGCCCGCUCGAAGGGUUUCUCUGAGCGCGAGCAGGCCCAGGAGGGUCAGUACAUCCGCGACCUCGAGAAGGAGAAGCUCCGCAAGCUCAAGGAGAAGGCCGACGCCGCCAACAAGGAGGUCGAGGCCCAGAAGCAGCGCAUGGCUGACAACGGCGACAAGGACCACUAA
Messenger RNA from Trichosporon asahii var. asahii CBS 2479, 237 nucleotides. RefSeq lists its product as uncharacterized. Lineage: Eukaryota; Fungi; Basidiomycota; Tremellomycetes; Trichosporonales; Trichosporonaceae. Bases 1 to 237 code for a protein of 78 amino acids. Gene Ontology annotation, molecular function: ATPase inhibitor activity. Gene Ontology annotation, biological process: negative regulation of ATP-dependent activity. The transcript is spliced from 2 exons. The record is from RefSeq and is a predicted model, not a curated record. Gene Ontology annotation, cellular component: mitochondrion.